Molecule: messenger RNA, 1800 nt
Organism: Mitosporidium daphniae
Lineage: Eukaryota; Fungi; Microsporidia
Exons: 11
Coding region: 1-1800 (599 amino acids)
Biological process (GO): glutathione catabolic process
Cellular component (GO): fungal-type vacuole; plasma membrane
Molecular function (GO): glutathione gamma-glutamate hydrolase
Source: RefSeq, a predicted model, not a curated record
AUGUUAGAAGGCUCAAGUAGCAACAUCCACUCGUAUCAGGCACCAUGCGGCGACAGAUCAAAUACCGUGCCAAAAACUAGCAGCCGGGGCAGGAUUUACAGGAAAAGGAAAAUCCUCCUAUUUUUGGCACUAAUUUUGUUUCUUUGCGGUGUUAUUUUCAUAUCCUUCUAUUAUUCACCAAGUUUAUUGAAUACCUCUUCAUCGACUGGAAACAUCGGGAAACAGUCAAAAACGGUGCCCAUUGGGGUGUACACCAAAGCUGCCGUAUCAAGCGAGGUUGGUCUGUGUUCAACAAUUGGAAAAAACACCCUAUUGGCCGGGGGAAGUGCUGUGGAUGCCGCCAUUGCUUCCUUAGUAUGCAUAGGGGUCGUAAAUAAUUUUUCAUCUGGAAUUGGAGGGGGCGGCUUUAUCCUCAUCAGAGAACCAAAUGGGACAAGCAUAGUGAUCGAUUUUCGGGAGACAGCACCCUCUCUUGCAUAUAAAGAAAUGUUUGAAAACGAUGUAAGCCAAAUUGUUAAAGGCCCUCUAUCUAUUGCCAUUCCAGCAGAAAUAAAGGGCUUUUCAGAAGCUCACAAAAGAUUUGGAAAAUUACCGUGGAAAGAUCUCUUUUGGCCCUCAAUUAAGCUAGCAAGGGAAGGGUUUAGAGUGCCAUCGGAAUUGGCAAUGCGUUUAAAGAAAUUCGAGUCAGUUAUUCUCAACGAGGAGGGAUUAUCAAAAACAUAUACCAGAAACGGGUCCGUCUACAGCGAGGGCGAAAUCCUAAAAAGAGGAAAUCUAGCCUCGACACUUGAACUUAUCGCUGAACAGGGAGCAGAUGUGUUUUACCAUGGCCAACUAGCCAAGACUAUGGUAAAAAACCUAAGAAAAGCGGGGGCAAUUAUUAGCCUGAAGGACCUAGGAUCAUAUAACGUCGUCAUCAGGAAGCCCUUGGAAGGUUUUUAUCGCGACCGAAAAGUGAUCACUGCUGGUAUUCCUGCAAGUGGCUCCAUCGUGCUUCAAGUGCUAGGAAUUUUGGAACGCUUCAAAUUGAACCGUAAUACAGUGGAAAACAUCCAUAUACUUGUUGAGGCUUUGAAGCAUGGCUAUGCAAGCAGAUCUCUUCUUGGUGAUCCCGUUCCCCCAUUCAAAGAGCAAACGUUUCCGCCCGAAUAUUAUGACGUGCAGUUUGAGGAGAAAGAUGAUCAUGGAACUACCCAUGUGUCCGUUCUAGAUGAACACGGCAUGGCGGUAUCUUGUACAAGCACGGUAAAUCUGGAGUUUGGAAGCAAAGUGUUGGACCAUGAGACUGGAAUCCUCUUUAACAAUGAAAUGGACGACUUUUCGUUAAGUUCUUUUAAUAAUUCGUUCAUCCUGCCUCCAAACCCGCAUAACUUUAUUGGGCCUAGAAAACGGCCUGCUUCUUCUAGCAGCCCACUGAUCAUACUUGGAAGAAAUUCGUCAAAAGUGGAGGCAGUGCUUGGCGGCGCUGGCGGGUCUAGAAUCAUAUCCGCAACCAUACAGGUUAGAAUGCAACAAACCGUUAUCAAUCUUUUCGACUACAAGAUGAAUGCAGAAGAAAGUGUUUCCCACCUUCGGCUGUAUCAUCAAUACAAGCCAGACUUUGUUCGUUCUAUACCCGAUUUUCUAAUCCCAAUAGAUACCAACAUUGUUAAACAUUUGAAAUCGAGGGGCCAUAUUGUGAACAUUCUUUCUGCAUUUAAAUAUUUAUCAAUGGUACAGCUAGUAUACCGGAAUCCGGUCAAUGGAGUUAUCGAAGCCGUCUCGGAUCCCAGAAAACAAGGUGCACCCGAUGGCUACUAA